AUGCCAUAUCCUAUACAGCUAGGCUUUCAAGAUGCUACUUCCCCCAUUAUAGAAGAACUUAUAUACUUCCAUGAUCAUACACUAAUAAUCGUCUUCUUAAUUAGUUCUUUGGUGCUUUACGUAUUAAUUUUAAUAUUAACAACAAAACUAACGCAUACUAGUACUAUGGACGCUCAAGAAGUAGAAACCAUUUGAACAAUCCUACCCGCAAUUAUUCUAGUCCUAAUUGCCCUUCCUUCCCUACGCAUUCUCUAUAUAAUAGAUGAAAUCUUUAACCCCUAUCUCACAGUUAAAGCUAUAGGUCAUCAAUGAUACUGAAGCUACGAAUAUACUGACUAUGAAGACCUUUCUUUUGACUCAUACAUGGUACCAACUCAAGACUUAAAUCCAGGACAGCUGCGACUACUAGAAGUUGACAACCGAGUAGUUCUUCCUAUAGAAUUACCAAUUCGAAUAUUAAUCUCAUCAGAAGAUGUUCUACACGCAUGAACAGUACCUUCUUUAGGAUUAAAAGCAGAUGCUGUUCCUGGACGAUUAAACCAAGCCACCCUGACCUCUACACGCCCUGGGGUUUAUUUCGGUCAAUGCUCAGAGAUUUGUGGUUCUAAUCACAGCUUUAUACCCAUCGUACUAGAAAUAUCUACUCUAAAAUAUUUUGAAAAUUGAUCACACAUAAUACAAA
Molecule: messenger RNA, 682 nt
Organism: Sarcophilus harrisii (Tasmanian devil)
Lineage: Eukaryota; Metazoa; Chordata; Mammalia; Dasyuromorphia; Dasyuridae
Source: the annotation of a RefSeq genome assembly